CGCCGAUUGGUGUCUUUGAGUCUAGUCUUUGUUCCGGGCUGUCCAAAGGACGCUAGCUGUUGCACCUGUUCCUCCCUGCGCGUAAGAUAGAGGAUAAAUCUCCUGACAAAGCCCAGAAUGACCACAGCCCUGGAACCUGAGGACCAAAAAGGACUUCUGAUAAUUAAGGCAGAGGACCAUUAUUGGGGACAGGAUUCCAGCUCACAAAAGUGCAGUCCUCACAGGAGGGAACUCUAUAGACAGCACUUCAGGAAGCUCUGCUAUCAGGAUGCACCUGGACCCCGUGAAGCUCUUACCCAGCUGUGGGAGCUCUGCCGUCAGUGGCUGAGGCCAGAAUGCCACACCAAGGAGCAGAUUUUAGACCUGCUGGUGCUAGAACAGUUCCUAAGCAUUCUUCCUAAAGACCUGCAAGCAUGGGUGCAGGCACACCAUCCAGAGACUGGAGAGGAGGCAGUGACUGUGCUGGAGGAUCUGGAGAGAGAGCUUGAUGAACCUGGAAAGCAGGUCCCAGGCAAUUCAGAAAGACAGGACAUACUCAUGGACAAGUUGGCCCCCUUGGGAAGGCCAUAUGAAUCACUGACUGUCCAGCUCCAUCCCAAGAAGACCCAGCUGGAGCAGGAAGCUGGGAAACCACAAAGGAAUGACUGUUUGCUUCUCAAACAUAGAAUAGGACCCGUUUGUGUACUGUUUGUUUGUUACAGGUGAUAAAACUAGGACUAAGAAUGAAGAGUUGUUCCAAAAGGAAGAUAUGUCCAAAGACAAGGAAUUCCUUGGGGAGAUAAAUGACAGACUGAACAAAGAUACUCCUCAGCAUCCUAAGUCCAAAGAUAUUAUUGAAAAUGAGGGCAGAUCAGAAUGGCAACAGAGGAAAAGAAGACGAUAUAAAUGUGAUGAAUGUGGGAAAAGUUUCAGUCAUAGCUCAGACCUUAGUAAACACAGGAGAACUCACACUGGAGAGAAGCCCUAUAAAUGUGAUGAGUGUGGAAAAGCCUUCAUUCAGCGCUCACAUCUCAUUGGACAUCAUAGAGUACACACAGGAGUAAAACCCUAUAAAUGUAAAGAAUGUGGGAAAGAUUUCAGUGGGCGCACAGGUCUUAUUCAGCAUCAGAGAAUCCACACAGGUGAAAAACCCUAUGAAUGUGAUGAGUGUGGAAGGCCUUUCCGAGUAAGUUCAGCUCUUAUUAGACAUCAAAGAAUUCAUACAGCAAAUAAACUCUACUAAUAUAGUAGUAAUAUCAAAAGUUCUUUAGACAUUCAGGCCUAACUAGUUAUCAAAGAAUCUAUUUAAAAACCUUGAGUUUCCUCAAUGUGGUCAAAGCUUCAGUCAUCAUUAAAUUUCUCUGGACCAAAGAA
Molecule: messenger RNA, 1353 nt
Organism: Symphalangus syndactylus (siamang)
Lineage: Eukaryota; Metazoa; Chordata; Mammalia; Primates; Hylobatidae
Gene: ZSCAN16
Product: zinc finger and SCAN domain containing 16
Biological process (GO): regulation of transcription by RNA polymerase II
Molecular function (GO): DNA-binding transcription factor activity, RNA polymerase II-specific; RNA polymerase II cis-regulatory region sequence-specific DNA binding
Source: RefSeq, a predicted model, not a curated record